GGACGAAGGGUGCUGCAGUGUGCGAUUAGCGCGUCGUAUCGGGCAUCUCUGAGACGAUAGCAACCCGCGUUCCGCUGAGUGCGCGACAACCGCUGGAAGCUCGUCGUCAAGAGUGGCGCCUCACUUCGCCUGCAGUGGAUCCUGGGAGCUCGAAACUGAGCGUCGCCACGAGCAACUCGAUCGUUGCCGAGGACGGCCAACGACAGUGCCAGCGAUCAGUGCUUCACAUUGGCGGACUCGCACCUAUAUUGCCUCGGCACCGUUUCACUGUCUGUUGCCUGCAAAGUAGCAUCGCUGCCGUCGCUGAUAAAGCGGCUGCACCGGUCAACGCUCGUUCGCUGUCAACCGAGGGGCUCUUUCUCUCAAUCGGGAGGGGCCGUUAGACAUAUCGGCUGGUUACCAACAACCAGAAAAAGGGCAGACACGUGACAAUAAUCGAAACGAACCGAUGGAUCAACGAAAUAAUUAUGGUGGACAGUUGCCGGCUGUCGUGUUGCUGACACUGACGCUUGGUACGGUGGCGGUAGCUCAAGCUGCCCUCUCCAUAAAGACCGUUCACAUACCCAAAGGACCCGCACAAAAGCUCCUGUACGUCAGUCUGCCGCGAGGCGACAGUGUCGUGGUCGUGGGCGGAAGAAACGCCCUCUACGCGCUGUCGCCUGACUUAUCGCUCAGAGCGCUUUACAGAACGGGCCCUGAGAACGACAGCGCGCUGUGCCCACCUCAUCCUCUCGCGUGCGGACACAGCCGAAAUGUGACGGAUAACUACAACCGUAUCCUCCUGCAACUUGGCACCGAACCGCUCAUUCUGGCCUGCGGGGUUACGUCGCAGGGAAUGUGCUCGAUUCACGACCCUUUGCUCAGCCCGAAUGUCACGACGCCCAUGGACAAGACCCUGACGGACAACUACGUUGCUUCGAAGAAGAGCACCGUGGCAUUCUUCGGCACCGGGGACGACGGGAGGAAGGUCCUCUUUACCGCAUCGGCUCCGGAUGGCCGGCCUCCGGAGUACCGUCUUUUCGCCGUGGCUGCCAGAGUGCUCAACACGUCGGGCUCCUUCAGACUGCUUUCUCACACACGGGCUACCUCUGCGGACUGGGGCGAAAGGUUAAAGGCGGCCCAAACGCUUGGCUUUGUCUACGGCUUCAGUCACAACGCUUUCGCUUACUUCAUCGUAGUGCAGAUGGUGCAGAAGGCGUUUCAGUUCUCCUUGGAGACGCGGCUGGUGCGCGUAUGCGAGAACGACGAGUCAUCCUUCCGCACGUACGUGGAGGUACCCAUCAUGUGCCCCCCGGCAGACGGCGUGCUGUCGGCGGCCACCAGUGCCUACUUGUGGCCGUCGAAGUCUGCAAACGGCGGUGGCAGCGGUGGGAAUGGCAGCACCGACUUUCUUGCUGUGGCUUUCGAAGGGGUUCCCGCCGGCAGGAUGAACUCAAGCUACCUUAGACUGAGUUCGUCGAGAUCGUCGAGAUCGGUGGUCUGCUUUUUCGAUAUGAAAAACGUCGAGGACAGAUUCAGGGAGACUGUCGAAAACUGCGACAAGGGAUGGUCGAGCGCGAGACUUUCGCGCCUCUACCACGACGAUGACGACGAUCUCAAGUGUUCCCAUCACGAUACAGCAGGCAAGGACGUUUGCACACCAGGACGAAAUGACUACGUAGAAAGUAUGAUCCCGCUCGUUGGGCGGGCACCUAUAAUGUUUAAAAAUAGCCUCGCAACUUCCGUCACCCUUAUGGAACAAAACGGCUCCACUGUUGUGUGGGUUGGCGACGACAAAGGGUUUCUCCGCAAGCUGCUGCUGCAGGAUGACUCAACACGGUUGCUCGCAUCAUUGGACCUGUCGAAGGUGGGCCACACGAUUUACAGGAGCACAGCUCUAGACAGCAACGGAACGUAUGGUUAUUUCAUCAUCGGUAACAAGGUUAUACGGUUUCCUGUCGGUUCGUGCAAUAUAUACAGAAGCUGCUCGCAAUGCAUACACAACCAAGAAGACCCGCUCCAAUGUGGAUGGUGCGGAGAUCACUGCGCCCAUUUCGCCGAAUGUCCCAAUCGGAAAAAAUUCUCCGUUGGCCAAUGCCCCAUAGAGGUGGAGUGGGUACACCCGUUGAACGGGCCUGUCUCUGGCGGCACUCUCUUCACGAUACUUGGUGACAACUUCGGCUCUCCAGAGCGCAAACCUUACAGCAGCAUUGAGAUCAAAAUUGGGAAUCACACUUGUGACAUCGUUUCCUGGGACCCUAAGCGAGUUCAAUGCAAGACACCCCCUGUGCAGUACAGCUCGAAAGUGGAUAUUGUGAUAAGCGUAAGGGAUCUUUUCAGUAGCGUCGGCAAACGUUACGACGUCCUGCAAAAUCGUACGAUUCCCUCUGGCUUCGAAUACAUGGUUGUGUCGUUCAGCGAAGUAACGCCUAAUUAUGGGCCUAUAGCGGGAGGAACGAACGUUUCCCUGAGAGGAGUUAACCUCGACGUUGGCUCACAGCAAGUAGUGAAAAUCGGCAGCAACACAUGCCAGAUACGAAGACUCGAGAACAAGUUUCUCCAUUGUUCAACGAGCAACGUGAGCCGUGCCAUUCUGUAUCGAAAGAUGAAAGUCACCCUGGCCAUUGACGGCGCUGAGGUUCCUUUCACUACGGCGGACAGUCUGCAUCCGACAUUCAUGUACAUGCGGAAUCCCGUGAUCAAGGACAUUUAUCCCCGGAAGGCCACUUUCAGCGAGGACUUCACCGUGGAGGUCAAUGGCCACUUUCUGGACAGCACUGCUGCUCCAUCGAUGGCAGUGCUAGUGAACUCUUUGAACUUGAAGAGAACGGAAACAUUUGAGAAGAGAUCAUUCUUAGCCCGACUCGUCGCUAUCAGCACGAGUGUCGUUAGCGUGCGCUCCGGUGAAUAUAGCGAGAAGAAAAAAAUGACGUGCUUCCGUUUAUUGUGUCACGUCUGCCGCACUGCCAUCCAGGUAUGUCGCGUAUUGGACGGAGGCCUCAAGAUGCUGUGUCCCGGGACGUCGCUGCUGCAGUUCUCAGUGAUCACCGAAGCCGAGUUGCGGAAUCACCAGUUUCACGUGCCAGCGUUCAUCAGCUUCCGCAUGGACGGCCUGGACCUGCCUCCCAGUCACCUCGGGAAACGCCGAUAUUUCAUGUUUUACUACUUGCCGGCGUCAGAACUAGACAGCUACACCGAGCAGGAAGCAUCGGCCAACGUCCCGCUGGUCACUACCCGAACAGAUAAUGCAACGUUCGCUGGUGUUAAACCAUGGUAUGGCCCAGCAGCUGGAGGAACUAACAUCACUCUCUUUGGAACAAACCUCGACACUGGGACAGAAAGAAGCGUGAUAAUCGGUGGAGCCAAUUGCACGAUCUACAGGAUAAACGCGACGUCGCUGGAAUGCUCAACGAAUGCCGUCGCCAACGAAAGUCACUUGGACCAGGAGAUGCAGAUCAUCCUCACUAUAGAUGGCACGGACGUUCCUUUUAUUCCAAAAGGAAACCUGAGCUCCAAGUUCACCUACAAACCUGACCCCAUCAUCGACGACAUGACACCGAGGAGGUCUACUUUCAGUGGGAACUUCUCUCUUGAGGUGACGGGCGCCCAUUUGGACAGCGUGGCUCAGCCUGCCAUCGUCACUCGAGUGACCUCUCUGAACCAAGAGCAGAAAGUGAACAUAAGACAGGAAUGCCGUGUCGUAGAGGGAGGCUUCAAGAUGCAGUGCCCUGGUACUUCCCUUAUGGAGUCAUCUGUUAUUAGCCCAAGCGAGUUGAAGGGACUGAACGACUCUGUUCUGGUGUGGAUCAGUUUCCAAAUGGAUGGGCUGCAUCUUCCACAGGCCAUCGACGGCGGCAAUGGACACUUCACCUUCGUCUUCCAGCCGGAGCCGCAGUUUAUGAGGUUUCCGCAAAUGGAACUUGGCGUCGAUCCCAGCGAUGUCGCAGUUGAAAUCACGGGAAACCACUUCGAACUUUUUAUGGACCAUGACCAGGUUUUCGUGCGUGUGAAUGGCUUGGACGACGCAUGCGCGGUCACCCAUGUCACGUCGCACUCGAUUGUUUGCAAGAUGAAGCCUGGCGUUCUGGAACAAGAGUCACCUUGCGCGUUAGAAGUGGUCUACCCGGGACAGAGCUACCCGGUUGGUGCCGUUAAGCUGAUGACAGCUGAGCAGCCAGGUCCUCACGUCGGUAUCAUAGCUGGCUCAACGAUGGCUGCCGUUCUCGCAGCGGUGGCCACCGGCGUGGGGUUCCUCUUGCAUCGCCGACGACGUCAACGAGUCAAAGGCACCUGGCAGACCAGCUACGUCGUUCGCUUCGGCCAGCGUCACAACAACAGCGAUUCUCUGGCUUACGCAUCCAAUCGCUACUUUCGAGAAGGCAACGUUGACGCCCAACAAGCACUGAUGGCGACCCCGUUUGACGUAGAUGAAGAAACCAGAACGAUGCUUCAAAGAGAAAACUUACUCAUCGAUCGAGGGUGGCUUCACUUGGGUCGUGUCAUCGGGCAAGGUCACUUCGGUUGUGUCUACCAUGGGACUAUCAAACAAGAAGACAAAGGUCAAGUUCAAGAGGUGGCAGUUAAAACUCUGCAUAACAACUCUCGCGGUGGUGAAGUUGACAGCACGGCCUUCUUGGAGGAAGCACUCAUCAUGAAGGACUUUCACCACGCGAAUGUGCUUCCGCUCAUCGGGUUGAGCAUCGACAAGGUGGACGGCCUCAUGGUUAUCACACCCUUCAUGAAAUACGGUGACCUGCUGUCCUACAUACGAGACGACAGAAACACACCUACAGUAAAACAACUGAUAACAUUUGGACUCCAUGUGGCCGAAGGUAUGAAGUACUUGGCUUGCACAAAGUUCGUUCACAGGGACCUCGCAGCUCGGAACUGCAUGCUGAGCGAAGACUUUAUUGUCCGUGUCGCCGACUUCGGCCUCUCCCGCGACGUUUACGAGAAGGACUACUACAGCGGGGAUAAUAAGAAGACGAAGCUGCCCGUGAAGUGGAUGGCACCAGAGAGCUUGGAGAAAGGGAUCUACGGUCACAAGACCGACGUGUGGUCGUACGGAGUGCUCUUAUGGGAGCUGAUAACUCGUGGAGUGACACCGUAUUCUGACGUGGACAACUGGGACAUCGUAGACUUCCUCAAACAAGGACGCCGGAUGAAACAACCAAGCUUCUGCCCCGAUGAGCUGUACGACAUUAUGCUCCAGUGCUGGCAGGAGGACCCUAAAAAGAGACCUUCGUUCGCAAAACUCGCCACAGAGAUCCCGAACCUUGUCAUCCGCCUCGAGAAGAAGAAGAGAAAUAAGCGACUAGGUUUGAACGUGACUUACAUCAACUGCCCACGCCCCGAGCCUGCCGACGAGGCCGGGUCAUCGACAGAAUCUAGCCCUAUUUAGACCACGUGUUCCGUUGACUAGGCUUCCUCCACCGUACGUCAAAGUACAAAACAGCAUUGACGUUGAGAUCGGAAAUUUUCAGCGCAUUGGAUAAUAACACUGCAACAACGCGACUAGGUCAGAAGGUUACUGCAUAUUUGGAAAGAGGACUAAACAUGAAUUCAAAACGUAUAAGCUCCGCUCCCUGCGGCUUGUCGUUCUGUGUUCUGUGCCUACGCUGCUCUAGGUUAUAUAUUGUUACGCGAAGGACGAGUCACUAAGACGAGCAACUAUUUAGAGGUUAUAUUUACAACAAUGGUUGCAGCACUGACCGGUUAGAUUCACCGCGCGAGCCCAGUUCGUUCUUCGUCCUCUUUUCUCGAGUGAUGGCGCCCACACGCUUCGUUCGAACAAUCAAAUAUACAGGCGUGUAGCAAUAUUCACCUGGAACGCAUCCUUCACGAAGAGCGCUAUCCCUUACGCGCAGGCUGAUGUAAAAAUCACUUGCGUGCCCAAUACAUGGACAUACUUCGUUUAUCUGGUCGUCUGGUCAAGCUUGUGUAUUUCAUUCACUGCAAUCUCUUCGACACAGUGCAACACGUUUAAUCGCCAGUAACUAUACAUAACAGACGCAUCAGUGUGACACAAAUGUUCUGUUAUCAUGAUUGCUAUCUUCAUUAGAAUCUCGUAUAAAUGUUUCGCUUAUCUGUUCGUGCCGGUACGUCGUCUAGCGCGGACUUCCCUGGACAGCAUCAAGCUUGCUGUACUGAAAACCGUUUUCAGAAGCAAUAAUCCUGGAAAGCAGAGGAAGUGUUAGUACAGUUCGUCCAGUCGACAGGUCAGUACAGCCAUUUGAAGACUCGUUGUUCACCAUCACGUGUGUGCGCAAGUGAUUCUCUUUAUUUCUCCUUCCUUCUCUUUUUUUGUCCCUUUAACCCCUUCGCUCAGUACAGGGUAACAAGCCAGAUUUGCGUGUGGUCCACGUUUACUUUCUAUUGUCCGCUUCGUGAAAUAAUAAACAGCCAAAAACCAUCUUCUUUGUCCCUCUCUAAACCAUGUCCCCACCUCACGCGACCUGCACCUCACGAAACAUGUUGGAAGCAUGUCGGCUACCAAGAAAUUUCAGGCCACACGUGAAAUUACAAUUGACCGGCACUGUCUCGCGCCGUAACGCUUUGUAACGGUAUCCCUGAAAACAUCCUCAACAUUCUCGAAGUUAUAGCCUUUCGAAGAGAACUCACAGCCUAUUUUCACCCAAAGCCUUCUUAUUUAUUAGUCAUGUAUUUCUGUGCGCAUGGCCCACUUCAUUUUGUAUUACACUUGUAUAACCCGGUUCUUGUGGUAUGUAUUCGCAAAAAACGUUUGUUUUCAUUCAAUGUCUAAACUUACAAUAUUGUUCCUAACAUCUACGUUGCAGUACUGAUUAUCGUCUAACAUAACAUCGACUCCACUGUACUCUUUUCCCGUCACGGAAUUUGUAGCUCUUACAAUUAUUGCCGGAAACAAUGAAAAUUUAUUAUCCAAAACACUCACUUUGAUACAACUUCUGGGGAUAGCUUUCUGACCCAAGACUGACCCAAACUUGUUAUUUUCGGAGUUAUUUUCGGACGCAGCCACGGACCUUUGAUUCACCUACUUAGAUUGGAAUUGGAGUACACAGGAAGCUAUUCCUUUAUCUGGUAAUUUGAGUUAAAAUAUAAUCACCUAUGGGAGAACCCUCAUGACUCGACCUCUUUACGAUUGCUAGAAGAGUGCCUUGAAAUCAACGCUGAGCGGUCUUGACAACCGUUCUUCUAAAGAAAAAGUGCUUGGAUCACGGAAUUAUUCACUAAUGCAAAUUACACUUCUGAAAUCUUUACAGCGUUUCUUUGCGGAAAGUGGCAUUGUAUACGGUUAUUUACACAUUUGUUUUCAGACUUCUGCCUCGCGAAAAGGUGGCAGCGUAACAAGUGCAACCAAAAACUCAAAAUUCGAAUCUCCAAGCUGAUCAAGGAAACGCAAGGGUACUCUGAACAACUUGAAAGAAAGAACUGGCGCGAAACAUGUAACAAGCUUCAAGGACCUUAAGCAGCAAACGCACUUGGGCGGUACUGAAGACUCUCCUAUCAAAGAAGAACAAGAACGCCGCAAAACAGAAAGUGCAGAGACUCAUACACAACCACCCGGGGAAAGAGGAAGACAUUAUCGAAGGAGAAGUUCCUCCGUACGGAGCGGAACAUAACUGUAGAUUCGCACUUUGACAAGUAUUCAGGCAACCCAAAUAUAGAACUGGAUCGGCCAUUCACAGAAGCAGAAAUCGAGAAGGCCUAGAGCAAGCUCACUCGCAACACGGCGCCGGGGUACGACAGAAUAAACAAGACACUCCGGAACCUCGACGGGCCCUCUGUAGGCACGCUCUUAAAGUACAUCAACGAAUGCUGGGAACAUGGUAAAGUACCGCCGGAAUGGAAACAUGCCGAGGUAACCAUGAUACCUAAACCCAACAAGCCCAACAGCGUGCAGAACCUUCGACCUAUAUCCAUCACCUCGUGUGCUGGAGACCGCUAUAUAUACGAGCACAUGGUGCACAACCGCAUGAUCGAACAUCUCGAAGACAACGGACACGUCCCAAACACCAUGUUCGGAUUUAGAGCUCACCUGUCCACGCAAGACGUGUUACGGCAGGUAAAGGAAAAAGUCCUCGACAAACUGGACACGCACAGCAGAAGAGCUAUCCUGGCACUUGACGUGAAAGGGGCUUUCAACAACGUAUGACACGAAGCCAUACUACAACGCCUCAAUGUAUACAACUGCGGCGAAAAAAUAUAUAAUUGCAUCAAAGCUUUUCUGAAAGAACGGACAGCCCCUGUGGGGGAAAGGCAACUUACGCUCUGAGAAAUUUGACACACCGCGAAAGGGAACGCCACAAGGCUCCAUCAUUCCGAUGAUGCUAUACAAUCUGGCGAUGAGCUCGCUACCCAAGUAACUGAAGCAAAUAGAAGAGAUUGGUCACGCCACAUACGCUGACGACCUCACCAUCUGGACUACGGGAGGGUCGACAGGUAAACAGCAAGGCGCUCUGCAAGAAGCGGUUCACACAACGAAAAAUAGCUGGAAGCAUGUGGACUGAUGUGCGCACCUGAAAAGUCGGAGCUCUUGGUGCUAAAAAAGCGCGCAAGAGGCCGACAACCAGACCCAGUAGUAAAGGCGGGAGGCAUCAUGAUUCCGCAGGUUACGACACACCGUAUCCUCGGACUCCUGAUUCAAAAAGACGGGGCCGGGGGAGCAGAGUUGUAAAAAAAUUCAAAGAACAGUGCAACCAAUAACCCACCUUAUCAAAAGAGUGACAAGCCAAACUCACGGACUCGAUGAAGAAGACUGCACUAGAAUGAUACAAGCGCUGCUCACGAGCAUCGUCACGUAUGGGACCCUAUACGUUGACAUGAAGAACAGUCAACGAGACAAAGUAAACGCCCCGUUUUGGCCGAUUCCGGAUGACAUAGGGCAAGGAAACACCGGGCUCACUGCAAUCAUAUACGGCCCGACGCGGCACGUGAUGCACGUAAGCAUGGAGGUGGCCUCCAAUACGAACGCCCAGUCGUUGUGAUGCCGUCGUCGUCACUGCGUCGUCAUCAGUUAAUCGCUUUCAUUCCAUAGUGAUCGCUCCUUCUUUGUCAUGCCGUCGCCAUCGUUCCGCCUUGUUAAUUGUCGCCAUCACUGUGUUGUCAUAUCGUUCUCAUCACGCCGCCGUCGUCACAUAGUCGUCGUCAUGCCACCAUCAUUAUUCCGACAUCGUCAUUCAAUCAACACAGCUAGCUGGGCGAGUUGGUGAUUGAACGUGUUCCCAGGGGUGGGCAGCGCAACUCGGACGAAGGACAAAAGGAAGUAUGCGCUUGUAUUAUCUACUUCCUUUUGUUCUUCGUCCGGGUUUCGCUGCCCACCCCUAAGACUAUGAUAAUUCAGUCAUCAUCAUUACGUCUUCGUCAUUCCAUCGUCGCCACGCCACCGUCGUCACAUCGCCGUAAUCAUUUAGCUGUCAUUCUGUAGCCGUCGUACCGUCAUCGUCGAGCCAUCGGAAUCAUAUAAUUUUCAUUUCAUAGUCAUCAUGCGCUCCUUGUCAUGUCGUUGUCACCAUUUCAUCGUCGUCAUGCGCUCGGGGUCAUCUUGAUGCCGUCGUGGCCGUUCAAUCCUUGUCAUACAGUCCUCGUCAUUCCAGCGUUGUCAUGCCAUUGUCGAAAUCAUCAUAAUGUCGUCAUAAUUCCAGCAUCACCAUCACAUUAUUGUCAUACCGUCGUCGCCACACCGUCACCAUCAUCUCAUUGUCGUCACACCGUCGUUGUCGUUCCAGCGUUCUCACUCGUUCUUUGUUGUUUAUUUCAUAGUCGUCAUUACGUUGUCGCCAUUGCGCCGUAGUCAUAAAGCGGUCGUCAUGUCAUCGGGAUCGUUUCAUCAUCGUCGUUCAGUCGUAGUUGCUCUGGUGUCCUCAAUCCAUCAUUGUCAUUCUUUCGUCAUCGUGCAUGGGAACCGCAUAUUCGACCGUCAAAAGCUUAUCUUUAGCGACGCGUUGAUGAAAAUGAGUCUUGGCCGUGUGCUCAAUAGUUGCUAAAGAAAUGAAAGAAAACCGUUCUUCGCAAGCGCCAAUGAAAGCUUUGCUUAAGUCAACUCCCGCAGCGCCUGAGAUCUUCAUAUAUCAUUGUCAAAUAAAAUUGCAAAUGUACACUACUCUAUUUUCUUCACAUGAAUUUGUGCACCCUUGAUUGAGGAACCACUACAAUAAAUAAUUUGAGCACUAUGUUUUGUCGCAAAAGAAGGUGCUUUACUGUAUUGCAAAGAUUCCAUUUCCAUACAGCCAUACCACAACGCAAUUGUUUUGCUGUUAUAGGAUAGAUAUAGUGUGUUUUCUUUUGAAACUACAUAUUUUUUUUUUAUAAAACGGCGAUGAGUAUGGUGAACGUGACGUUCUUGCAGAUUAAUCGUAAGGCGAAGUGUACAUCCUUUACCACUAAUAACGUGAGUUUCGGAGCAAUAGUUAAUAGCAAUUAGGUAAUCAAUCUUUUUCAUUAAAACAACUUGGGGGCAGUUGUUCAUCUGAGAAACUGGGAGGAAAUCACAUUCCCCCGCUUUCUUUAUCGUUUUUCUUCUUCUUCUACUUCUUCUUGUUUUACAAUGAAAGUCAGACUAUAUAAUUUGACAUAUUCGUUAUCCAAUUUCAAGGCUCAAUACAGGAAAAAAAAUCGGAACCUAACGCGCCGGAAGCGCAGGAAAGGCGGCCUCGCUAUUGCGUCAGACGGAAACACCCCGUGAGGUAAUGCGUGACCAAGUUUGAAUAAUGGAAUAUGGGUGCGAAUACUGAGGCGCGUGUCCGCGUGCCUGCAUGAGGCAUGUUUCUGCUGCAGCAAAAUCCCGGAGGCGACUCUGUCGACAGAUCUAUCCCGGUCUACGUUACGACGAGGCCGUCACGUGAUCUUCGGGUACGCGCGUGUUGGCAUGCACUGAUAGCUUCACAUAUCACGCUUGUUCUUUCCUUUCCUGUGCGUUUUCUUUCUUAUUUUUGUGCUUGUUCAGCGAGCCGAUUCGUCAUGUGUACGAGUCGUUGCGCUGACGUAUGCGUAAAUCGCGCAAAAGAAAAAAAAUAGGAGCGG
Dermacentor andersoni is the source of this 10980-nucleotide messenger RNA. NCBI's taxonomy places the organism in Eukaryota, Metazoa, Arthropoda, Arachnida, Ixodida, Ixodidae. The record is from RefSeq and is a predicted model, not a curated record.